AUGGCAUCCACUUCUUCCUUCCUCCGUUCGCCGGCCUCCUUCCAGCCGGCCACCGGAGCCUGCGGCCACGUCUGCUGGGCCCAGCCGUUGGCACCCCCCAAACCGCACCGCUCGCCACUCCCGCCGACGGCCACGCCCGGGGUGCCGCGCAGGCUCCUCCUGCCGGCCGCCGCUGGCAUCUGGGACUUCCUCUCCGGCGGUGCGGCCGGUGCGGCCGGUGCAGCGGCCGCGCCCCUUGCCGUCCGGCGCGGUAUGGAGCUCUUCAAGCAGGGAGAUGUGGCUGGGUCAGUGGCGGAGUUCGAUCGCGCGAUCGAGUUGGAUCCGCGGCAGAAAGCGUAUCUCUGGCAAAGGGGACUGUCACUGUAUUACCUCGACAGGUUCGAGGACGCCGCGGAGCAGUUCAGGCUGGACGUUGCUGCCAACCCCAAUGACACCGAGGAGUCCAUAUGGUGUUUCCUGUGUGAAGCUCAGCUGUAUGGGGUGGAGGAAGCAAGGAAUCGCUUCUUGGAGGUCGGUUUAGAUCGAAGACCCGUGAUGCGCGAAGCUUACGCCUUGUUCAAAGAUGGUGGGGACCCUGAAAAGUUAGCUUCAAAUUUUUCUAGUAGCUCUGGUGGUGAACUCUUCUAUGCAUCAUUAUACGCUGGGCUUUACUAUGAAUCUCAGAAGGACGCAGAUCUGGCGAAAUCUCAUAUUGUUGCUGCAUGCAAGACACCUUAUGGAUCAAGGUCUGGUGAUUACAUGGCUUCCCUUGCAGUGGUUCAUUGUCAGUGCCGCAACUGGACCCUCGAGGAAUAG
This is a messenger RNA of Triticum turgidum subsp. durum (durum wheat), 795 nucleotides long. Lineage: Eukaryota; Viridiplantae; Streptophyta; Magnoliopsida; Poales; Poaceae. The record is from the annotation of a GenBank genome assembly.